Paramecium sonneborni is the source of this 1472-nucleotide messenger RNA. NCBI's taxonomy places the organism in Eukaryota, Ciliophora, Oligohymenophorea, Peniculida, Parameciidae. The record is from the annotation of a GenBank genome assembly.
AUGAUUCACGGUCCCAAUUCUCCAUUUUCAGGUGCCUUUACUAUAGGAAAACGCUAUGAAUGUAAAAUCUUACUAUAAUUUUAGCUGCCAUUUAUUAAUCUAAUCCAAACCCAGGGUAAUGUAUGCUAUUGACAUAGUCCAAAUCACUAUUCUAUUAAUCCAAUUGAUAAACCUAUAGGGUUUAAAUUUUCGAAAUCUAAUAGGAAACCCUUAUAUUAAAAAAGUAUAGCACCAGAUCCUGGAGCAUACGAUCUUAAAUUUUAAGUUUCAAUAAAUAUAACUUAAUUAGACAAUUUCUCAAAAUUCCCCAUCUGCUAUUUUUGCAACUGCCAAAGAUCAUUAAAAAAGAGGUUUAGAAAUAGGUCCUGGAUCCUAUAAUUGGACUGAUUAAAAAAAAGCUCCAGCAUUUACCUUUCAAAGUAAAUUUGAUUCUAUCGGUAACUAAAUACUAUAAAAUCCUGGACCUGGUUCUUAUGACAUUAAACAUCACCUUACUCUUUAACCAUAAAAUAAAGGAUUAUCAACGAGUAAAAGGGUUAAUUAUUUAACAUCAAGUACACCAGGACCUGGAUAAUAUGAAGUUGAAAUACCUAAAUUCUCUACCAGCAUUAAGUAUCAUUUAAUUUCUAAAAGAUUUCCAAAAUCUUAGAGAAGUUUAGAUAUAAGUUAAAUUGGACCUGGUCCAGGAGCAUUUGAUCUAACUAUCCCAAAACAAUAAGGAAUAACUUUUGGUGUUAAAGGGAAUCAACAAAUAGAAAAAUCUAAUGUACCUGGUCCUGGUAGUUACGAAUUAAAAUCAUUUGUUGAAUAUGAUGAAAGAGAAUAAAAAUAAAAUAAAAUAAAAGGUGUUAAGUAAUGAUAAUUAAAUUAAACUAGAAUUGGUACUUCCAAUAGAAGUAGUUCAAAUUUGUUAAAGAUAGGGCCGUCUCCAUUAGAUUAUGAUGUGUCAAAAUAUAAAUAUCCUACAAGACAUGCUAGGUAACAGAAAUUAAAUUUAUUGAAGCUUUGGAAGUGCUGUAAGAUAAUCAAUUAUUACAAAUGACUAAACUCCUGGACCUGGAGCAUAUAUGAUAGAUUCUAAACUUAGAAAAAAUGGUCCAAUUAUUCCAAAAGCAUCUAAAGAUUUCAGUAAUUUAGAUAAUAUUCCUGUAAAUUUCUAAAUUCACAAUCUAGGGUCCUGGAAAGUACAAUCCUAAUAUAUCAAUUUCAUCAAAUAAAGGACCUAGUUAUAAUAUAGCUGGUAAAUAUGAAAAACCAUUGGAAAGCAGUUUAGUUGGGCCUGGAAGAUAUAAUAUUUAAAGGAAUAUUAGUGAUGGUCCAAAAUAUACAUUUCCAACCUUAGAAAAAAGUAUGGAAAACAAAUCGAUCGACAUAAAUUAGUAAAUAUUGUUUAGAUUAAUAAAUAUAGAUCGCAUUGUUAUGAAAUAUAAUAAACUAUUGGAUAUAUACCUCCGUAUAACUUACAUAAUUGA